Messenger RNA from Lolium rigidum, 2164 nucleotides. Its product is annotated as protein TWIN LOV 1-like. Gene Ontology annotation, cellular component: nucleus. The record is from RefSeq and is a predicted model, not a curated record. Bases 1 to 813 code for a protein of 270 amino acids. Lineage: Eukaryota; Viridiplantae; Streptophyta; Magnoliopsida; Poales; Poaceae. The transcript is spliced from 2 exons.
AUGCUAAGAAUCCCACACUCUGUUCUGUCUUCACCAGGAAACCCUAAGCGCGACAACACAAAACACACGAUUUUACGACCCUGCCCUCUUCCCCCUCCACCCACGCAGGCAGAUCUUUUCCUCCUCCUCCUCCGCCCGCCGAUCGAUCACGCCACCGAUACGGCGAGGCGAAGAUGGAGACCUCGGCCGCGACCGCGGCGGGCGGAGGAGGAGCGGGGGCUCGCGGCGUCGCUGACGGCGCGGUACUCGGACUGGGUGGUGGAGGAGCUGGACGAGCUCGGGGGCAGCUUCCUGCUCACGGACCCGGCCAUGCCGGGCCACCCCAUCGUCUACGCCUCGCGCGGCCUCCCCGCCCUCACGGGCUACCCGCGCCACGCCGUGCUCGGCCGCAACGCGCGCCUCUUCCAGGGCGCCGCCACCGACCGCGCCGCCGUCGCCGGGGUCCGUGAGGCCGUGCGCGCCCAGCGCGCGCACCAGGUCGCCAUCCUCAACUACCGCAGCGACGGCUCGCCCCACUGGAUGCUGCUCCACGUCGCGCCCGUCUUCCACGCCGCCGACGGGCGGGUGCUCCACUUCCUCGCCGUCCAGUUGCCCAUUGCCGCCGCCGUGCCCCGCAGCGCCGCGUGCCGCGGACCCGCGCUGUUCGCGGCAUGUCGGGAGGAGGCCAGGGUGGAGGAAGAGCUGCCCUGCGCCACCCACGCCGGGGAGGUGUUUGUGGAUAUCGAUAAGAGAGGUCAGUUUGAUUCUGUACAUGCUGCUCUUACUCUUACUAUUCAGCGCUACUAUAUAUUGCUCCACGACAGCCACAGAUAAGCAGUGAACCCAACAUUAAUUGCACACAAGCGAGCUGGUAAUUUAUACCAUGUGCCCUACCGUGCCUUCAUUUGGAAUGUACUGCCUAUGCUCUAUACUGCCUAUGUUAGUGCGAGGUGUUUGUGAUAUUGUGUAGCGGUGCAUUUGUUAGUGCAAAGAUGAAUCAUGUAUGCUUACUCCUAUACUCGUGUGCUACUAAUAUUGAACAGUAAUGAAUCAAUUGGAGUAAUACAAUGAGGAUCCAUUUGUGAUAUUGCCUGUCGUGAACUGUGUGUGGUUGAUUAAGGUGCUGCGUUUGUCCAUGUGUCAGUGCUGUAGUCUGUAGGGGAUUUUCAUGCUUGAUGGUGCCCAUGUGGGGUUUCUCAGAGGCAUUGCUAACCCUCUGGGUAUCAAGGUAACAACUAAUUCUGACACCUAUCAUGAGUCAUAAUAUAAUUUACACUUAAGUUAAACUCCGCAUCCAAAUGGUGAAAUAAUGCACAAUUUGUCUCAUAAUAAUAUUGCCCUUUCUCAUCUAAUUAAAUGUAGAUCAGCGACAAAAUGGAUAUUUAUUGACUAUGACCAUUUCUGAAACUAUUAAGUACUGAGUAUAGCCUAACUUGUCCAAUAUUUACUCACCAGGUUGUUAACUUAUAGCUAAAGAGUUUACACAUGACUAUAUGCUGUGAUGUACUGGUUAUUGCUAGUUGUUGAAAGCAGAUGCAUACACAAAUUGAACUGUUAUUAUUUUGAUUUUUGCAGAGUACUAUUGCUUGCUGAAGGCACGGCAUACACAAUUCCUUGUACCAUUGUUUUCUCUGCAAGCUCCUAGCAGUAUACUGGAUAUUCGUUACUCCCUUUUGUUCUUACUUAUAUUAAGUAGGACAAAAUUUAAGUAGAACAUCUGAGAAGAACAUGGAACUGAGAUAUGUUUCUUGUGCACCUGCAUAUGUCUGUUUUAGGUGAACUGGAGCUUCCUCUGUCCACAAUGCUGGAUGUCAGCGUUGCUCCUUAACAGCUACUGUAUCCGAGGGUUUCAGAAAAGUUAAUCCAUAAGUUGUAACAGCAGCUGCAGACAAAAGACAAGGUCCAGUGAACACACUGCCAUGAACACAUGUUCUUUAUGUUAGAAAUUUAGCUACUAACGCAGGUCAGAAAUUUAGUUAGUAAUGCAUUGCACUGAAUGCAAUGAACACAGAUGUUCUUCGAGCAGUAACCUAAAGUUUGUUCUAGUUUCUGAAUAGAAAGAGAUACAGUAGCAAUUUAUCAGUGUUUAUGAGUACUGAAUUGACCAAGUUAAUGCGUGUAAUUAUCUGAAUUGUAAAGUGCUUGUAAUGUAAGCUUGACUUUAUGUUAAGAGUGUCUAAAGAAA